CGCAGCUGGCAGGAGGGGAAUCCCAGGUCGGCUCCUCACCUGCCCGGGCGAUGGAUACUAGGACUGUGCUGAGCUGAGAGCCACUAAAGUUGUCAGUGCCCUCUCUGUGCCAUGUGGGCAGCCAGCGUCUCUUACAAGUGGCAGUACCAGGGCUGACUUCUCCAGCAAUCACCGCCAGGAUAUGUCCUUGGGUUGUUAUCUCUGCUGAGCUCUGCUUGGGACCGCCAAAGAUGGCAUCGGGGAUGGUAGCCGUGCUCUGUGCCCUGCACCUGCUCGGGAAAGUGACUGAAAGUCGGGUGACCAUGGACAGUAUACAAAGGUUCUCAUCCGUCCCGGUGUUCCUACCUGUCAACUAUCACGUUUGUAAUUCUGAAGUUUCUUUCUUCCUUAAAGAGGCCAAUCAAGACCUCAUGAAAAACUCGAGCCUACAGUCCCGGACAGAACCACUUUUCAUAUAUAAAGCCAAGAUGCCACCGGCAAUAAAUGCCACCUAUGGACCCUAUUCAGCAGAACAAACUCUGCCAAAGAAUGUGAUCAUUACCUCAAGUACUUUCAGUUCUACCAACAGAUUCACAUUUAACUGGCAGUUAAAAUCCCACAUAAUAGAGAGCUCUAUAUAUUCUGACAAACCCAAAGUGCAGGCUUUAUUUUAUAUUACAGGGAAGGACUGGGUGGACUAUCAUCCAUCUGAGAUUUUGCCAUGUGUGAGAAUGGUUGCUGUCUUAGAAAACCGUGAGCUUUCAGCAAGCUGUAGGCUGAAAGGAAGGCUGGGGUUAUGUGUAGCAGAGCUAGAGUUUUUGCCUAGUUGGUUAAGUACAUCUUCUCCCACGGAUUCUCACGGAUUCUCAGUUUCCCCACAAGGAAUACCAGUUGAACUGCACUACAUUGUCUAUUCUACCAGAGAGGAUGAAGAAUGUUCUUCACAAGAAACAAAAUGGUCAAAUAGGAUUCAAUCCAAUAAGGACAAUGAUCAAAAAGUCUCAAGUGCAAUGAAAAGAUUUGGCAGUGUUGUUGUUUAUCCCACUCAAGACACCAUGAGAAUGUCUGUGCUUCCAGUGGAUAACAAUGUUCAGAUACGAUACCCACAAGAUCCUGUGAAAGUAGGAGACAUCGUAACAUUCUAUGUAUCAGUGGCAGGAAGCUCAAUGGUCCAUCAGUUCAUGUUGAGGGUCAGAGCUGCUCUUGGUGCCAGAGUGAUUGCUGUGAGAGUGGAGGACUCCGAACAGUGGAGAGUUCAAAGACUGAUGGAGAAUGGAGAAAAACAUACAACUGUCACUCUAGACUGCUUACGGCAAAGUCCCUAUACCCAGAGCAGAGUCAACAAUUCCUUUUAUGAAAUUCUGCAGAUGGACUUCGAAAUGGACAUUGGUGGGGGUUUGGCUGGCGCCCAGCAGAUUACGUGGCAGGUGGAAUACCCAGAAGAAGACUCUGCCAGCGAACUUGUCAUUUCGGAAAUCUUUGUCAGCCAGGCUUCGUUUACGGGGAUUGUCCCCAUCGCCAUGGACACUGAACUUUUAAACACCGCUAUCCUGACAGGAAGGACGAUGUCCAUCCCUGUGAAGGUGCUGGCUGUUCAAGAGGAUGGUUCUGUGAUAGAUGUGUCUGAGUUCACUGAGUGCAAGUCGGCAGACGAAGAUGUCAUCAAGGUUUCUGACAGAUGUGACUCAAUCUUUGUAAAUGGCAAAGAAAUGAAAAGUAAAGUGGACACCAUUGUAAAUUUCACGUACCAGCACAUAACCGCCCAGCUGGAAGUGACGGUUUGGGCUCCACGACUACCUCUGCAAAUUGAAAUAUCGGACACUGAGUUGAGCCAGAUCAAGGGCUGGAGAAUCCCAGUGUCUGUUAAUAAAAGACCAACAAGAGACAGUGAAGAUGAAGAGGAUGACGAGAAGAAAGGACGGGGGUGUUCCCUCCAGUACCAGCAUGCAAUGGUUCGUGUCUUCACGCAGUUUGUUGCAGAGUCUUCAGAUUCUGGCGGACAGCUGACAUACAUGCUAGGACCAGAUUGGCAGUUCGAUAUCACUGAUCUCGUGAGUGACUUCAUGAAGGUUGAAGAAUCAAAAAUAGCGACCCUGGAAGCAGGGAAAGUUCUAGUUGGACGAGAGCCGGGAAUAACCACUGUCCAGGUCCUUUCUCCAUUAUCUGAUUCAAUUUUGGCUGAAAAGACAGUGACAGUGUUGGAUGACCGUGUGGGAAUUGUUGAGCUGGGAAUCCAACUCAUAACUGGUCUCUCUUUGUCUGUACAAGCCAGCAAGGGUAAUAAGAGAGCCAUCAUUACGACAACAACAGCCAGUGAUAUCUUGCAUGAGAUAAAACAGGAGGCAGUCAUCAGUGUGUGGACCUUGUUUAGUGACGGCUCAGUAACACCACUGGAUAUCUAUGAAAGUAAAGACUUCUCAAUUAUGGUAUCUUCUCUAGAUGAGAUGGUGGUUUCCACUUAUCAGAAUCCAUUAUCAAAUUGGCCUGUUGUGGUUGCAGAAGGAGAAGGUCAAGGACCUUUAAUAAAGUUAGAAUUAGGAAUCAGUGAGAUCUGUCAGAAAUCCAAGAGGAAAAGUAGCCUUGCUGUUGGAAGUGGAACUAUCAAAGUUAAAUUUGGCCAGAAAGAUUCAGAUCAAAAAGGAAAUAUCAAUGAAAUUCAAAGCAUAGCUGAUGAGUUCAAGAAAAUGACAAGUAAAACAACUGAGAAAGUUGCGGAGCAUGAAGGGACAGUCAAUGAGUGGCCCAAACCUGGAUCUUCUGCAUUCAAUUAUGAUGAUACAAGUAAAAACUCAACAUCUGAUUCUCCAGAAGACUAUCACAAAAACUAUAAUGAUGCUCACAUCGUACCUAUUCCAUAUACCAGCUUUCCUACAAGAAUAGCCUCAGAACGCAACCAAGAAAGUGAACUUACACAGACGUCAAGGGGCCUCACAGAUUUGGAAAUUGGGAUGUAUGCCCUUCUGUGUGUGUUUUGUCUUGCAAUUCUAGUCUUUUUAAUUAACUGUGUGGCAUUUGCUUGGAAAUAUAGACAUAAAAGGUUCCCAGUAGCAGAUCAGGCAAACAUUCCACAUUCACAUGACUGGGUAUGGCUUGGGAAUGAGGUGGAACUGUUGGAAAAUCCAGUGGACAUUCCUGUCGCUGAAGAAUGCACUACAAUGAUUGACAGAAGGUCCCAAUUUGAAGAAAACAAUUUUUUGCUCAAUGGCGGUUCUCAAAAGAAUCCAUAUAGUCAAAUUAUGAGAUCAUCAGAUUACAAUUUUGAAAAAGAGUCCCAGAAUGAGCCACUAAAUCCAGGGGGUUCAAAGAGAAAACGUGUAAAGUUCACAUCCUUUACUACUGUACUACCUGAAGAAGGUGGUCCAUAUACCAAUGCAGUCAUCUUCGGAAAUGAAGAAAAUAUCAAAUGGGUCUGUCAGGAUAUGAACGUUGGAGAUUCACGUGAGCUUAGAGACUAUAUGGAUAGUCUUCAGGACAGCCUGUAAAAUAAUAUGUUUAUAUUCACCUUUAUGCCUUCGUUCUGUUCGUUUUUUAAAAGUCGGACUAUCAAAACAGCAAUAGAGAAGCAAAAGAAACAAAGGUUAAGUUCACUAUACAAAGUCUAUACUGCCAACAUAUUUGGCACUAUAGAAAGUGCUCAUGAAGAGGAAAUCUGUUUUGCGGUAAUGUCUAUCUAGAGAACCAUGCAAUGCUUUUAUACUGUAAAUGGGUUCCAGGUUCUCCUGAACAGGUUACACUACACGACAAGGUAUAGGCGUGCCUGUCUUUUAUAGAAUUUGGUUAUAUGGUCAGUAAUUCUGCUUGUAAGUAAACACUGCUGUGCCAGGUUUCCAAUUAAAAGCACACUGGACUUUUCCUGACUUAUUUCCAGUUCAUUGUAAGCUUAAAUCUGAAUGUAUUACCAAUGUAUUUACAUGCAUCUUCACAUCAAACUUCAUUACUUCUUAGAUGCAGACAAUGUUAAGGCGGUUGGCAAAGUAAGA
Molecule: messenger RNA, 3959 nt
Organism: Bufo gargarizans (Asiatic toad)
Lineage: Eukaryota; Metazoa; Chordata; Amphibia; Anura; Bufonidae
Gene: TMEM132B
Product: transmembrane protein 132B
Exons: 9
Coding region: 231-3461 (1076 amino acids)
Source: RefSeq, a predicted model, not a curated record